GACUCCUAAUUCCACUUUCCUCCAUCACUCCACUCUACUAUAUAAUGUAUAAACAACACGCAUUGACCUAAAACUGGAGAUCAGAUCAAUAAAAAACCAGAAGAAAACAUGGCUCAGAACGAGACAGUUAAGCUGAUAGGUUCUUGGUCCAGCCCUUAUUCCCUUAGAGCACGAGUGGCUUUACACUUGAAAUCUGUCAAGUACGAGUACCUAGACGAACCUGAUGUUCUUAAAGAAAAGAGCGAACUCCUUCUCAAAUCUAACCCCAUCCACAAGAAAGUCCCUGUCCUCCUCCAUGGUGAUCUCUCGAUCUGUGAGUCCCUCAACGUCGUUCAAUACGUCGACGAGGCUUGGCCCUCCGUUCCUUUAAUCCUUCCUUCUGAUGCCUAUGAUCGCGCAUCUGCUCGGUUCUGGGCUCAGUACAUCGAUGACAAGUGUUUUGCGGCGGUGGAUGCGGUGGUCGGAGCAAAAGACGACGAAGGGAAAAUGGCGGCGGCGGGAAAGCUGAUGGAGUGUUUGGCGAUACUAGAAGAAACGUUUCAGAAGAGCAGCAAAGGAUUAGGGUUCUUCGGAGGAGAGACCAUCGGCUACCUUGACAUUGCAUGUUCGGCUCUUUUAGGUCCGAUCUCUGUGAUCGAGGCGUUUUCCGGCGUCAAGUUUCUUCGGCAAGAGACAACACCUGGGUUGAUCCAAUGGGCCGAGAGGUUUAGGGCCCAUGAAGCUGUUAAGCCGUACAUGCCAACCGUCGAAGAGGUCGUUGCAUUCGCAAAGCAAAAGUUCAAUGUUCAGUGAUGUGUUUGCUUCUAAAGCAAAAGCAAAAGCAGUGUGAUUUAAACCAAAAAAAAAAAAAAAGCAGUGUGAGGAAUAUGAAUAAAUGAUGUUUGUUGUCUUUGAGAAAAUUUAAAAUUGUGUGUGUUUUGUGGCAAAACUUAUGCCAUGCCAACUUGGAUUUUUUCUUUCUUCUAUCUCAUGUCAUGCGAUUUUUGUCUUUGUGCGUUAAUAUGAUAUUAUCAAUUUUAAUCUUAUUAAUUGUUA
This is a messenger RNA of Arabidopsis lyrata subsp. lyrata, 1035 nucleotides long. Its product is annotated as glutathione S-transferase U13. Gene Ontology annotation, biological process: glutathione metabolic process. Lineage: Eukaryota; Viridiplantae; Streptophyta; Magnoliopsida; Brassicales; Brassicaceae. The transcript is spliced from 2 exons. Gene Ontology annotation, molecular function: glutathione transferase activity. The record is from RefSeq and is a predicted model, not a curated record. Bases 109 to 792 code for a protein of 227 amino acids. Gene Ontology annotation, cellular component: cytoplasm.